UCUCCUUUCAAGCAUGCAGCUGGUCGGAGAACUCCCAAUUCGGGAGUUCUAUCAGCCGUCGGCGAUUCUGCUUCCCAAAUCCUGGACAGCCAGGACCUGUCCCUGGCCGAGAUGCUGGCCAGGGUGACGGCCAACGAGUCCUGGGCCGACCUGGAGCUGUCCCGGGACGCGGACAGCGUGCUGAGCGUGCGCUGCUCCCAGCGGAGCGGCGGUAGUGGGCAACAGCAGCCGAUUGUGGAGGACGAGGAGGAGGAGGACGAGGAAGAGCAGACGACGAGGGAGAUGUCCCAGGUGUUCAACCUGGGCAGCGAGUGCCUCGACGCGCCUGAGCUCAGAGGCCCCAUCAAGGGCAGGCCGGCGCCGAGGAGCGGGUCCAGUUCCUCGUCCAGCGACUCGGAAGGCGACCAGCCCUACAGCCCGUCCCAGCUGGACGGCACGGACGACGGGAGUGGCCGGCCUUCCAACCCGGUCACCGGUUCAAGCUGCAAUGCGGCGAAGCGCUCGAGGCAUUCCUCUCCCACAAAGUCCACUCCGAAGGCCAUGGAUGCAACAGACGACCCCGGCGGCGGCAGUGGUGCUGUGGCACAGGCUCCCAGGGUGCAGACGGCGGACGCGGGAACGCAGACGGGGCUUCGGCCGCCCGUACUUGUGCGUCAGCUGCUCCGCAGGGCGCUGCCCAAGAAAGCGCCACGCAGGAGGAGGGAGACCAAGCUGUCCCUGUCUCUCCGGAGAGCGCAGCGACCAUCGUUGCCGCCCGAAAUGUCGUCUGAUGUUCGUGAAGCACCCGGGGACGCGAUUCCGGUGAACGAGUGGAGAAGGCGCAAGGUCGCCCGUCCCCCCGAGGGUCCGUCUGCUCUGAGCGCAUCGAUGGUUGGGAACGUCGUGAGUCCGACAAGGCAGCGGGGCGACAGCAAAGCACCGCCACCCUUCCGCGACGAUGCCUUCGCAUCCGAGGGCACCCUCUUCGGCGUUGCCAAGGGGCGGAACGUCGCCCGACCCUUCAUUGACGCGACGUCGUCGUCUCCCGGCAGUUUGGAGCUUCCGGAAGUUGCCGGUGCGGUUGAGACAAAUGGCACGAAUCGAGUUACUGAGGGCUGGGUUUGCGCGGCUGUACUGUCCGGGGUCGAGGAGCCCCCCACGUCUCCGGCGAUUGCGGACGCUGCGACGCCGGUCGUCGGGCGAGGAAAGGGCGACGCGGAGCCUCCUCGUGCUCGGGCGACGACAGUGCCUCCCCAAAGUCCUGGUACGCUGCGCGAUCGGGCCGGCUUCGAAGCUGUGCAGCCCCAUGCCGACGCGACGACCGCGACCGCUUCAGUCACUGCCGUCGCUGCAAUUUCAGCGACUCCGGCAAGCGAGCACGAUGCGGCACUCCCUCCGACGGAAAGAAUGUUUGCGUCCGCAAGUGCUUCGGAGGUUGCGAUUGUCGCGAAACCUGCGCGGGAUCGCAAAGAGCGCGUGGCUCCGCAACCUUCUAGCGAGGGCAAGCCGACAGUCAAGGCCACGCGGACGCUGUUGACGGAUGAGUGGAUGGACCCGCCUUCUCCUGAGGUGGCAGCCGUGGUUGGAAGUGAAGCUGACAACCGUUCUGAACUUCGGAGGUCGGUUUCGACCGAGAGCGGCACUUCUGAAGCUGUGGGCUACGUCUCCUUUUCGGACGCUUCUUCCAUGGACACGUUUCCCUGUGCACCUGCCGGGAGGAGGUUUUCGCAAGGUAAAAAGAAGAGUCCAAGGACAACGUCGAGCUCCAAGUCGAAAAAGAAGCCCCUGCUCGUGUCGAUGGCCGGAUUGCUCAAAAAGCGUGAGCAGGCGAGUCCGUGGAAGGAGGCAACAGCACGUCCGGAAGUCUGCGUCGUACGCCUCACCCGCCUCACUGACGAAGAGAUCGCCAAGUGGAGACAGGAUUCCACGAGCAACGUAACCCGUUUCCCGCAACGAAGGUCGAGCAGCGACGACGACGAAGCGCUCAUCAUCAUAAGGAAAAAAAAGCACGGGAAGCGCAAAAAAGACUGUCUCAACGAGGCAGGGCCGUCGGAAAUCAGAAAGAGCAGAAGGCCGGAAGACGACGUUCCGAAAGGCGAAGUCGGUGCCCACAAAAGCGAAGGUCGCAGGGGAGCAAAGCGGAGGUCGAGCGUGGCGUCUCCCACCCGUCGGCUUUCCGUCGAGACACUCUACACGACGAGCGGCGCUGAAGAGCGGGUCCAGACGAAGCAAAUGGCGAGCCAGCUUGCCUCGUCUCGAGCGCCGUACACCCUGGAAAAAAGUGCCGGCGAUGGCAUUGCGAAGAAGAGCAGCGAGGAAGCCAGGAAGGCUGUCCCAGAGAAAAAGAGGAAGGGCGUGGCCGAGAAUGCGAAGGUCAAGAGCGUGGAAAGGCGGAAAGAGGUCGACGAGGCCGGCGAAAACCGGUCGCUACAGGAAGGUGGCGCUGGAGAGGACUUGGCCAAGGCCGUCGAAUGUUCCGAGUUGCGGAAGGCCGACUCGACCCGAGAUGGGGGGAAGGACAGCUUGGCCAAAGGCCCGACCGUUGGUCCUCAAGUUGGAAUUAGUGCCGACAGCCCUUUGGGCGGUUCUGUUGGAGACGGUCCAGCAAAGACGAAGCCGAGAGAGGAGAAGGUGUCGGGCGAGAAGGGAACGACCGCCAAAGCGAAGCAUAAAGAGGCGAAGACGAAAACUGCUUCGAAAGGUGCUUUUUCAAAGCAUGGCAAAGAUAGAAGUCUUUCAUCUAGACUGAAUGUUAUGGACAGCAUUGAUAGAGAUGAUAAGGGGAGCGUUCAGGACACUUCAGCAAAGAGAUCGGACAAGAAGCAGUCGGUGCCUGCUGGUAGGCAGCAGAAGGAUACGAGGAAAUCUUCCAGCUUGAAGACAGCCCAUAAUAGAAAUCAGACGGCCGACGCACUUGAGCUUCAAAAAGGAUGUGCCUCUAGGACUCAUCAGAUUUCAGGAAGUGACCAGGAAGCAACGGAGAAGAAAAAACUCGCAAAUGUGCCGGAAAGUGAAAGUGUAUCUGGUUUUACAACGGACAAAGAGGAGUCUUCAAACUCUACUGUGGACAAGGAGGCUGGCAACUUACCUGCAAAUGUUGGCAAGGGAGAUAGCAGUCUGCUUGGAGUGGCAGACUCACAUUUAAGAGCUAAGGGUCCAACACAGAGCGCCGAGAAGGGUGGUGGCAGCAAAGAAAGCAAAGUCGAUGACAAGGGUAGGGGGCACGCUUCUAAAGUUGUUGAGAAGGACAAGAGGGAAGAGCCGAAUGUCCGCCGAAGUAAAAGUUUGUCUUCAACUGUGAGCGAGUCUGGGAUCAGUGUUUCGGAUAAAUUGGGAAACGGCAUCAAGCAAAGACAUAAGGAAAGUGAGUCGGAUAAAAAGAAGGAAAAACACGAGGUUCCUAAAUUGGGUAGAGACACGGCGACGACGGAAAAAAUGGAUAAAAAGGCUAUGACUGAUGAGGUGACCAAGCAGGUUGAGAAGGCUAAACCACGAAUCUCGUCGUCCAAGCCCGAUAAAAAGUCGCAUAAAAAAACUGCAACGGCCAAAACCAAUAACUCCAAAGCUCCAGAUAAUGUCACUGCAUCAACUUCAGGUACAACGAUUCAGAGCAGUCCUAUGGCACUACCAUCGUCGGCAAAAAGCACUUUAGAGCAAAUAUUUGCAGCAAAAAUCCAACAUGAGAGUCCUGUUCCUGAAGAGAGUUGCGAGGCAGGAGCUGUGGCCUCGGAACAAGAAAAGGGGCUUGUGAGAACCCACCACCUGGAUUCCCAAGGUGCAAAACACAAUACAGAGCAUGGCAGCAAGUCCAGCACAAAGAAACUGACAUAUGAAACAUCUAAGAAGGUCAAGAAAUUGUCUAGAAGUCCUUCCAGGCAGGCUCUUGCUGCUGAGAAGAGUGGCGCAGAAGAGGGUGGCACAGAGAAAAAGAAUGCGGAGAACAGUAGCACGGAGGACAUCGCUGGUGCUUCUGAUCCUGUCAUGUCUUCCGAGAAAGAAAGAAAGGAAAAGGGUCUAGAGAAACAUAACAAGGCCAAAGAGGUGCAUACACAUCUUACUGCUGCCAAACUUCCAACUGCUCUUGACUCUGCAGUUAGGAACUCAAAAGUGAGUGAAAGCACUGGCCAGCCUACAACAAGCACAUCAGGACCAAAGCAGACAAAACUAGGGUCUGCUCGAAGGAAGAACAAGCUAUCGAUGGACCCUUUUGAGAAUGUUCAACAUUCUGACAACAGUGAAGCUACCUCUGACAGUUCUGCACCUGCAGUGUUUAUCGUUAGCAAACAUAUACCUCAGUCAAGUGGUGGUUCAGCGCUGACAAAGUUUAAGGGUAAUGCUCCUGAAGGGGAGUCUACCCAUCAUCAAAAGGAGCUCGUCAAAACAUCAGCGUUCAAUACUUUGUCUUUGAAGCUUUGCACAAAUCCUGCCAAGAAAUCACAGUUGCUAAGUGAGCCCAAUGCAGAGGCAGAGGCCGUGAAAGUCCUGGGCAUUGCAGCUGAGGACGUGGGCAGCCUCCUGCAGAGCAGAGAUGCUAGCAUGUCCCUAGAUGAGACAGUAAUUGCAGAUGCUGGUAAACCUGACCAGUUAAAGUCUUCAUCAAAAUUGAAAAGAACCAAAGGGGAUUUGAAAAACAGUGGUGCAGAGAACCCUACUGCUAUGCUUGGAAAUGCAGUCACCCUGAUUGUUGAUGCUCCUGCUGAGAAACUGGUUGCACCACAGAUGUCUUCUCAAAGUCUGCAGGAAUCAUCUGUUAGUGCUUCACUAGCCACUACAAAUAUGAACGAAUCCCUUACAAAAGUAACUCCAGAUGUUGCACCAUCCAUAAUAAAGUCCACUGCAGCAGUGGAGUCUUCUCAAAAACAAAAGAAAUUUUUAGUUAGUGUUCCACAAAUUACUGAUGCGAAGAAAAAUGUUUCAAAAUCAGAUUCUUUGAAGAGGCAUGAUUUAAAACCAGAGGCUUCGAAAGCAAAUGCUUCAAAUGUGGUUGCUUCAAGUGUAGAUGACUCAAAUACAGAUACCUCAAAAAUCGAUGCUGUAAUAGCUGAUGUACCCCAAUCCAAUGCUCCCAAAACCAGUGCUCCAAAAGCCGAUGCUCCCAAAGCCGAUGCUCCAAAAGCCGAUGCUCCAAAAGCCGAUGCUCCAAAAGCCGAUGCUCCAAAAGCCGAUGCUCCAAAAGCCGAUGCUGCAAAAGCCGAUGUUCCAGAAGUUGAUGCUCCAGAAGCUGAUGCUCCAAAAGUCGACGCUGCAAAUGCCGAUGCUCCAAAAGCCGAUGCUCCAAAGGGCGACGCUCCUAAAGCCGAAUCUCCAAAAGCUGGUGCUCCAAAAGCUGGUGCUCUAAAAGCUGGUGCUCCAAAAGCUGGUGCUCCAAAAGCUGGUGCUCCAAAACCUGGUGCUCCAAAAGCUGGUGCUUCAAGAGCUGAUGUUCCAAAAGCCAACGCUCCAAAAUCAGUUACCCCAAAAGCUGACAUUCCAAAAGCUGUGGCUCAAAAAGCUCUUGCUCAUAAAGCUGUUGCUGCAAAACCCAAUGCUUUAAAGGCCACAACUUCAAAAUCCAAAACUCUAAAAGCUGAUGCUCCAAAAACCGCUGCUCCUAAAGUCGAUGCUCCAAAAACCGAUGCUCCAAAAGACGAUGCUCCAAAAACUGCUGCUGCUAAAGGCGAUGCUGCAAAGGCCAAUGCUGCAAAGGCCAACGCUUCAAAGGCCAACGCUGCAAAGGCCGAUGCUGCAAAGGCCGAUGCUGCAAAGGCCGAUGCUCCAAAGGCCAAUGGUGCAAAGGCCGAUGCUGCAAAGGCCAAUGCUGCAAAGACCGAUGCUGCAAAUGCCGAUGUUGCAAAGGCGGAUGCUGCAAAGGCCCAUGCUGCAAAGGUCGAUGUUGCAAAGGUCGAUGCUGCAAAGGACGAUGGUGCAAAGGACGAUGGUGCAAAGGAUGGUGCUGCAAAGGACGAUGCUGCAAGAGUCGAUGCUCCAAGAGUCGAUGCUUUGAAAACCAGUGCUUCAAAAUCAGUUGCUCCAAAAUCAACUGCUUCGAAAGCCAGUGCUUCAAAGGGAAAGACUUCAAAAUCAGGUUCCUCAGAGGCAGAUGCUUCAAAAUCAGUAGCUUCAAAGGGAAGUGCUUCAAAAGUAAAUGCCACAAAAAUGAACGCAUCAGAAGCAAAAGUUUCUAAAACAAAUUUACCAGAAGGAAGGGUGUCAAAACAAAAUACUUCAAAAGCAAAAAUUUCCAUUGCAAAAGCAGUUAACUCAGUAGUCAUAACUCCCAAAAACAUAGUUGCAGCAGAGCAGCUUUCUCAGGGUGCUCAAACAUCUUCAGCUACCACCUCAGUUGACAAAUCAGCCAUUAUUUCCUCCGCUAAGGCUCCAGAGAAGUCAUUUCAACAGGACUUUCAAAAUUUACAGAAGUCUUCUGCGGGCACCUCCUUAGUAAGUGCCAAGCAAAGAAAAAUUUCAUUUACUGAGGCAAUCACUCCGGUCACCAGUCCUGCCAUAGAGAAGCUAGUUGCACCAAAGCGGUUCGCUGAAGGUCCGAAGAAGUCCCUGACCAGUGCUAUGUCAUCAAGUACACCACAAGCAAAGCCUCCAUUUGGUGAUGCGACCAUUUCAUCCACUGCAAAGGAGUUAUUAGCCCCGGAACAGUCCUCUCGAAACCCUUUAAAGCCCUGUAACAUAGUCUUACAAGCUUCCAACUCGAACGAAGCGAUGAUCGACUCAGUUGCUGUCACCUUGAAGCAGGCCCCUGCACAAAAUCUAAGCACUCGCAAGUCUGUGGCAAUUGUUUCAAAAGUGAAGGCUUCCCCUACCCCUGUCCUUGCUACCGUUCUGGCUCCCGUUACCGAGAUGACUAAGAAAGCGUCGGUUUUACCAAAGCAACCUGCUCAAAAUCUACAGAAGUCUUCGACUAGAGACUUGGCUGUACCAGCUGGAAGCACGGGCUCUACAGUUGGCUCAGAGGCGAGCAAGAAACUGGAGAAAGGUCUGCCCCAGCCCAGUAAGCCUGGUUCCAGGCUGCCUACACCUAUUGUUGGCCAGGACUCUCUUCUAACUGACUCAACUUUUUUCCAGAACAAUGGUAGUGAUCUGCCAAAGCCCACGGCUAUAGCCGAAAGGUUAAAAACAAAGUCAACUUUGAGUGAAUCAAACCUGUCCGCUGCCCCAGCCCUAGGGCCUUCAGCGUUCGAAACUUCGGACGCGAAUGCUGAUGACGAGAAGGAUGUGGAGGGCAGCGACCUAAGCGACAUGGAUGACUUCUUUGACGACUUUGAGAAUGCGGGACAGUGGAUCACCGUCGACGAAGCUGGAGAAGAAUCGGAGAGCUCUCAGGAACUGUUUGCCAGCCAGGGGGAGUUGUCUUGUGCUUCUGUGAAGUCUGCCCCCGAUUCAGGGUCAGCCGAAGUGUUUGGGAGUAACGAGACUCCCGAGGCUUGCAAGGGGGAUCCCGCAUCUGCCAGGGGUCAAGAUGAGCCGACGACUUCAGGAGCUGAGCACUGUCCCUCAGGUCAUCAUGCUUGUGAUUCUGUAGUGAUCUCAAGCUCCCAGCAGGUUGAAGUGCCCAAGGAGGUGGACGGCAGUGGUCCCUGCACCAAGAGCACUUUAAUCGAAGACUGGCGUCUUGAAGUAUCAAAACCUAAAGACUUUGCUACUAGUCCUGGUGAUGUGGGCAAGGAUUGUGGGAAGCAUAACAGACGGAAAAUGAAUGUUCCAGUCGCCCUUCAGUCUGGAGUGAAGGGCCUGGCAUCUGCAGUCGAGACAAACAAACAUUCUGCCGCUGAAAAGGUCAGCAUUGUAAAUACGAUAGAAAAUCUAGAUCAGAAUGAGAACUUCGGAGCUGCCCACAACCUUCCUGAGAGUACGCUGGGGCCUAGCCACAGCAUGAACCCCAAAGCCAUGCUUGAGAGAAAUAUAGGGAGUGCUACUUUUCUAGCUGGCAAGAGGAAAGCCAAUAUUGUCGACGUCGAAAACAUAGACACAGACGAAAAUCGACGCAACAAAGCUGAUGCUUAUGCGGGAAGUGCUAGUGGUUCCGCAGAAGCACAUCACAGCGAUAGUCUUGAUUGUAGUUCAGUCUGUUUACAACAACACAGUGCGAGGGAACAGAAGGAUUUUGCUGAGUUGCUCAGUGAAAAAGGCAGCUGCUUAGAGGAAUCAAAGGCUGCGAACGCCGACGAAUCUGGCAGCACGAUCACUGAGGAGAAGUCAAGGGAGGAGUCCAUAUUGAAGAGUGAGGUGUCCGCCCUGGAACGCUUGCAGGACGAUCUGGAAGAAAAGGAAGCUCUGCUCAAGACAGGAGAAUCCGGGAAGUGCAAUGCAAACGAGGAGGAGAGGGAAUUCGACGACGAUGUGGCGUUCGACGAUGACAUCGGCGAUCUUCCCGACGUGAUCGAGGAACUGUUGGACACUACAGUGGAGGCUCCGCUACCCGAACUGGACGUCGAUUCUCUUUUGCAAGCUGACCAGUCCUGGUCCCUCGAAGCAGGUCAAGACCCAGGCAAAGCGUCGGCUGGAGGCUCCUCGAAGGAACCUUCGAGGCAAUCGUCUGAGUCCUGCCCAUCCAAGGAAGACCCCGAGCGAGAUGCCGAACCCGGCUUUGCGACGACGGCAACGUCGAACCAGAUGGUGGGAAUGCGCUGCGACUCCAACUCGUCAGACCUGGCCUUUCCCAUGGUGGUUCCGGAGGGCGACGGAUCCGGGAUCCAUAGCUUCUACAUGGAUGACAGCAUCAUCAAAGACCUCACCAAAUCGACAAGCCUGGCGAGCAAGCAGUCGUGCCGGCUCACGAGCGAGGGGCUCGUCGCCCUGGUACCGGCUGCGGCGCCACCCCACUUCGAAGAAGUCGCCGCGACGCUAGACACAUGCGAUGCAGCCCUCGUCGCGAAGAAGCGCCAGGGCCUCUCCCACUGGCAGGGCGUGAAGCUGCAAGGGUUUGCGCCCAACUCUAGCUUUGACGUGGACUUCGAACAGAACCCGGAGCUGAGGAUUGCCUUCUGCCGAGACCGCACCGUUGUCUUGACCCCGGCCCGCUUUCCGCCGUCGAGCAAGGCGGUUCGGAGGUGGGCGAAGAGCUGCAGGGAACCUCCGGAGGCACCGGCGGCGCAAAAGGGGCGCAGGUCGUCUCCGCCGGCGCUCCGACUCGACCGCUCCAACGAGGAGGAUGACUUCGACCCGAGCUUUAAGGAGGACCUGGACUUUGUGAGGCACAGCACACCCGUGGCGAAGGAGGACGGACGCGCAGGCACUAGGACGAGGGGACGUGCCGCGCUGGAAAGGAGCGAGAGAAAGGGCAGGGCUCGUCUCGAGCUGAGUCUGCCUCCGAGCGGCCAGAGUGCGGCGACCGGUUCGAGUGCGAGGGCGUCUCUGAAUUUGUUGGCGGCGACCCCUGCGUCCCCGGCGUCGUCGCCGCUGAAGCCUCUGGACUUCAAUAUAAAGGAGGAGAGGCCGGGCAGGAACCCCGCCUUGAACAGCAGCACGUCCCAGCUGGAUGGUCCCACACGCUCUGGGACCUUCAAUUUUGGCUACAGUGGAGGAGACCUGCAGCAGGCAAAAGGCACCAGUACGAGCCAGAUGCUGACGUUGCUGAGCGUGGAGGUGCAUGUGCACACGCGCGACGACCUCCAUCCGAAUCCUGCUUAUGACCCGGUGCAGUGCAUCUUUUACUGUGUCCACAACGACCCGCAAGAAGACGACUCGGCCGCGACAACCCUUGUGGGUGCACUCUCGGUGCGCGAAGUGCGGUCGGUGCAGCGGGGUCCGUCCCCCUCGGAGGUGGACGACCUCGAAGACCUGAUCUCCGGCGGCGGCUCGUCGUCCUCGAGAGGCCGUGCCCCCGGGGGAGGCCGUGCCCCGCCCAAGGAGUGCGGCCUCCUUCGGAGGUCGGGGGUCACCAACCUCACGGUCAGCGAGGUGGCCGGGGAGGUGGAGCUCUUCGCCGCACUCGUGGAGCUCGUCCGGAGGUGGGACCCAGACAUCCUGGUGGGCUACGAGAUCCAGAAGUCGUCGUGGGGCUACCUGUUGGAGCGGGGCAGCCAGCUGCGGCUCGACCUGGCCUCCAUGCUGUCCCGGGUGCCCAAGAGCCCUGAGGAACACCCCAGGGAGGCCGGGGACCCCGAGGGAGACGCCGUGCUGGACAGGGACGUCGUCGUGCCCGGCCGCAUCGUCCUCAACCUCUGGAGGAUUAUGCGCAAGGAGGUGACGCUGAACAUCUACACCUUCGAGAAUGUCUACUACCAUGUGGUGCACAGACGGGUGCCCCUUUACUCCUUCAAGGUGCUGACGGAGUGGUUUGCUCAUGACACCGACUUGUUCAGGUGGCGCACGGUGGAGCAUUACGUGAUCCGAGCCAGGGGCAACCUGGAGCUGCUGGACCGGCUGGAUGUGGUGGGCAAGACGAGCGAGAUGGCCCGCAUCUUCGGCAUCCAGUUCUUUGAGGUCCUCAGUCGGGGGUCGCAGUUCCGGGUGGAGUCGAUGAUGCUGCGGCUGGCUCGGCAGCGGGGCCUGGUGGCCCUGAGCCCGUCGGUGCAGCAGCGAGCGCGCAUGCGGGCCAUGGAGUUCAUCCCGCUGGUCAUGGAGCCCCAGUCUCACCUGUACACCAGCCCCGUGGCCGUGCUGGACUUCCAGUCCCUCUACCCGUCCGUCAUGAUCGCCCACAACUACUGCUUCUCCACCUGCCUGGGGCGGCUGGACCACUUUGGCAGCGGGGAACCAUUCGUGUUUGGCUGCUCAUCUCUGACUGUUCCAGUGACACUUCUCAAUAUCCUUAGAGAGUACAUCAGCGUGUCUCCUGCUGGAGUGGCCUUUGUUCAGAGCUCCGUGCGCAGAGGCGUGCUUCCUCAGAUGCUGGAGGAAAUCCUGAACACGCGGUUGAUGGUGAAGCAGUCCAUGAAGGAGUGCAAAGACGACAAGGUGCUGAGGAAAGUGCUGGAUGCUCGCCAGCUUGGCCUGAAGCUGAUCUCGAACGUGACCUACGGCUACACAGCGGCAAGUUUUUCGGGCAGGAUGCCAUGCGUUGAGCUGGCCGACAGCAUUGUGAGCAAGGGCCGGGAGACCCUGGAGCGCGCCAUCAAGACAGUCGAGGCCACCUCCCGCUGGGGCGGGCAAGUCAUCUACGGCGACACUGACAGCAUGUUCGUGCUCCUCCAAGGCAAGACCAAGGAACAGGCAUUCCAGAUUGGGCAGGAAAUUGCAGAGGUGGUAACUGCCCAGAACCCCAAGCCUAUCAAACUUAAAUUUGAAAAGGUGUACCUGCCGUGUGUCCUCCAAACCAAGAAGCGCUACGUCGGCUUCUCCUACGAGUCCCCCGACCAGACGGAACCUACUUACGACGCCAAGGGGAUUGAGACCGUUCGGAGGGACACCUGCCCCGCCGUCUCAAAGCUGCUGGAAAAGUCUCUCCGUCUGCUGUUUGCCGCGGGGGAAGUGGCUCCCGUGAAGAACUACCUCAAGCUGCAGUUCUCCAAGAUGCUCUCUGAGCAAGUCAACCUGCAGGACUUCAUCUUUGCCAAGGAGUUCAGGGGCCUGAGUGGCUACAAGCCUGGCGCCUGCGUGCCCGCACUGGAAAUUGCCAGGCGCAUGGUGCGCAAGGACCCACGGCUGGAGCCCCGGGUGGGGGAGCGGGUGCCCUACGUGGUGGUGUACGGCUCUCCGGGCCUGCGGCUGAUCCAGCUGGUGCGGCACCCGCUGGAGGUGCUCUCGGACCCAUCCCUGCGCCUCAAUGUGCACUACUACGUCACCCGGGCCGUGGGGCCCGCCCUCAACCGGGUGCUCGGUCUGGUCGGCCAGGACGCCCUGCAGUGGUACGGGGAGCUCCCGAGGCCGGCGUCUGGCACGGCGGGCGUGGUGCGGGGCAGGGGCGGCCCCAACACCAUCGGCCGGUACCUGGUGUGCCAGCUGUGCCCGGCCUGCGGGGCCCAGUCCCCUAGAGAGGGGCUCUGCCCCAGCUGCAAGGCCGACCCCGGGUUCGCCGCCCUGGCCCUGGGAGACAGGGUGCACCGGGUGCAGGCCGCCCUGCACGACAUACAGCAGAUCUGCCAGAGCUGCAUGGGCUUCCGCGGAAGCGAGUGCAUCUCGACGGACUGCCCGAUCCUGUACAAGAAGGCGAGGGUGACGUACGAGGCCAAGCAGGCGCGGGCGUGGCACAACACAAACUCGACUGCCCAAGCCAGAGGCUUUGCCUCCCACCACUAGGCGUAGGGGGGCGGCGUUCCCGGCGGGCAACGUCGGCAGGUCGCUACCUCGGUUCUGCGAGAACCACGACGAGGGCCGACCGAGCGAUCGGCCACUUCGUGCGCCACGUCCAGUGCUUACACCGCGACAAUGAAGGGAUCGGAGGGUGAACGAUUGCGCCGAGAGGUCCGACGGAGGUGCGUUGCAAGCACGAAGGAAAUCAUCCCGGCUCAAGACUCGAAGCGGUUUCUUGUUCUGUGCCUCGCGUAAUACGAAGCGGACGGCAUCCUCUACCAGUUUGACCUUGUUUCUUUUGUCGUUUAAUGGUGUACAGUGAGAUGCAACUGUACUUUUGUUUUUGUUUGUGUGUUACAAGCGAGCGUGUUCGAAUUCGAGAGCCAUCUCGUCGUCGGUGUUUGCGACAGAUGCCGACCAAAUGGCGUUUUAGCGCCGCGGGUCGUGCCGUGAACUUUUGUCUCAUUCUUCGUUCUCCCGAUUGUUGGCCGUGUUUGUGGGGAGGGCCUGUUGCAGCCAUAGUUGGAGGAGAACGGCCAGUGUUGGUGGCGUGUUAUGUUUACGUUACGACGUUCGGAGUAUAACUGGCCUGCCAAGGCAGCUGGAUCCACAGAAUCUCUAAAGUGCCUUCCCAAACAUGCUGUUGCACCUAUUUAACUAGUCAUACCUGCCAUGUAAGUCAAAGCGGCUGCAUGGUCCGCAUGGGGAGGCAGCAUUUCCACUGUGCAGUCUGUACAAAGUGAUGCUUCAAUACUGAAUUUUCAUCUUUGUUUUCCAAAGUCAUGCUCAUUCAAGCGAAAAAAUUGGCAAAAAUGUUUUUUUUUAUUAUUUAGAUUUUUUUGGCUUGUAGACUAAAUUGCAACGAAAUGCCAUUUUGCUGUUUCACAUUGCCUAGUCAUUGUGGUUGCCCUUGAGUAGUGUGUGGGGAAGCAAUGCAAAGGCAUUCAUUGAAUAAAGUUAUCCUUUCAAGCACGUGAA
Molecule: messenger RNA, 13125 nt
Organism: Ixodes scapularis (black-legged tick)
Lineage: Eukaryota; Metazoa; Arthropoda; Arachnida; Ixodida; Ixodidae
Product: pneumococcal serine-rich repeat protein
Exons: 23
Coding region: 112-12153 (4013 amino acids)
Biological process (GO): error-prone translesion synthesis; double-strand break repair via homologous recombination
Cellular component (GO): zeta DNA polymerase complex; nucleus
Molecular function (GO): DNA-directed DNA polymerase activity; nucleotide binding; DNA binding
Source: RefSeq, a predicted model, not a curated record